Anneissia japonica is the source of this 2212-nucleotide messenger RNA. RefSeq names its product WAP four-disulfide core domain protein 1-like. Gene Ontology annotation, biological process: regulation of cell growth. Gene Ontology annotation, cellular component: extracellular region. Bases 725 to 1249 code for a protein of 174 amino acids. Gene Ontology annotation, molecular function: peptidase inhibitor activity. Lineage: Eukaryota; Metazoa; Echinodermata; Crinoidea; Comatulida; Comatulidae. The record is from RefSeq and is a predicted model, not a curated record. The transcript is spliced from 5 exons.
UCAUUUUCGACAUAUUUACUGACAACAAAUUCAAACAAAAUCAAUGAUCAUUGUGGAAUUCUAGAAAUACAAUAAGACAUUUAUGAUUCUUGUUUAUCAUCGAUAAUUUGGCGACAUUCACUCAGUUGACAUACGACACUGACCUUUGAAGUCGGUCAAUAACGAGAACGUAAUUGCAUCGGAUUUGAAACCAGACGAUCUGGACACUGCUUGAUGGUAGUUACACGUGAAGGAAUUCGUACCCAAGAAUACCUGCCAGUGGGUAGGCCUGUGUGAAGGCGUAGCAUUUGUCCGCAUAACAUUAGUCGGGACACAACAGCAUUGUAACGUAGACGUAUUCGAUGUAUUCUACACUUUUGUCAAGGACGAUUUCCAACAACCCUCUAUAGAGAAGUAGAACGCUAUUCAAUUGAUCACGUGCCAAAAUUCGAUUCAUCUGUUUUGAUUUUCGUAGACAGGACUUGUUUGUUCUGAAGCUCGAUUCCAAUUUUUUUAAAACAGCUUAAAAUACAAACAAACAAACAAAACAAAAUACGGAAGGUGUAUAUAUUCUUGAUCCGCCGUGUCUGAUUGGGGACCAAUUGCAUGUAAGAGUUCAAGCCGCCUUUGUAGUGCAUUCCAUCGAGUGUAAUUAUUUCUCUGCGAGAGGUUUUUCAGUCCCACCACCAAGAACAGACACGUGGUGUUUGCUCCUUGCAACAUUUGUCAUACAACAAACAACACGAUGCAAGUUACAGCAGCACUUUUCGGAUAUAGUGUAUGUCUAGUGGCGCUGAUCCAGAUCGGGAAUUGUCGGUCCCAUCAUCACCAUAAUCAUAAGCAUAUUAGAAACGUGUGUAACGGGAGACGACGCGGUACCACUGGAAACCACGAAGGGGAAUGCCCUCCGUCUUCACACGGAAAAAGUACUCAAGAAGAGUGUAGCGCUUGUAGUUGCUGGGCUGAUUCUCAGUGCGGUCACAAUAAAAAAUGCUGCCACAACGGAUGUACAUACACCUGUAUGCAAGUGAUAACCCCGCCUCUUGUCUUCGAUUGGCUAGAGGAACCAACAAGACAAAGGGAGUCAGGAAAAGCAUGGCUGAUUGACGGACCAGAGGACAAUUUAGCCGAGGAGGUGUGUACCACAAGCAUCUUUCCUGAUGACGAUAGUCUCCCACUAGAGUGCCCAACUGGGUAUCAGUGCUUUAUACAAGAUGACGGCGAUAUUGAACAAGGAAUUCCGAACAGAGGGGUGUGUGUCAAACAAUGAAACAGUUAUGGCAUAGGCUACGCAGUACAGUACCCCAUGGAAUUCAAUCAUAGUUUUUCAAAAAGGGUAGUUUCCAUAAAGUUUCUACACGCUAUCAUCGCCACAGCUUACAACUCUUGAUAGCGAUUCUAUGGCAACGGUAUCGUUAAUCUCGCUGACUACUAUUACCAGAAGUCAAAUAUUGAUUAUUCUAGGCCCAUAACCCCUUGAUGUAAUUAUUCUUUCAGUGUGCACAAGCGGUUUAUUCACGUCAAAAUCGUUGGAACAAAGUUAUAUGUAUCAGCUUUCUCUUUAUAUAUGUCAUUAAAUUCCUAUAUAUUUCUGUCAUACAAACAAAUUUUGAUAUUAUAUAUUCAGUAAUUUUUAAACAAACGUAAGAGUGAUGGUCGUAUAGAGGUGAAACUGAGAUAAAUUAAGUAAAUUCGGAGGAUGAUUUGUAAUUGGUUACAAUUCGUCAUUUUCGUGAUUUUGUUUGGGUCAUUUUGGAUUUUCAUUGCUGCUCAUAGGCCUAAACGUAUGUAGUUUAGUUCUUCGUUACAUUUAUUAGGUAGUAAUACACAAGAAGUAUAAUACAUUUCACAGUCUGGAGCAGCUUAAACAUGUACUGAAACUCGGUCAAAAUCGAAAGCUGUCUACUCGCAUUAUAUAUUGGCUAUGUACUAUAUUAUAGCUAUUUAAUAUUAGGUAGGCCUAUUAAUAAGCAUUUUAUUAAGAUUUAAUUCACGCGAAGAAAGUAACAAGUUACCGACACACAGGAUUAAAGGUAUAAGAUACAAUAAUACUAAAAAAGUGUAUUCCCUCCUAGAUUAGGGUUGGAAUGCGUCCAUAAUAACCAUCACGAAAAUCUUGUGUAGAAUAAACGAUAGGUCCGAAUAGUAGCCUAAAUAUCAUUUUCAUGAUGAUGACGAGGAUGAUGAUAACAAGGAGGAUGACCAUGAUAAUGAUGUCUGAAGAAAAAAAAAA